AUGGCGCUUGCGAGGCUCAAUGGAUUGGUGGUAUUUGUAUUGACCAUAUGUUCUGCCAUUCUUGGUGCGGAUGACGGCAUUGGGAGGACAUAUACCAGUGCCAACACGACAUCCUGCAAACAGAUAGGACACGGAAAGUUGCAUGGCUGUGAGGAUAUUAUUGUCGAUCCAGAGACGGGGCUCGCCUACCUCGCUUGUGGCAGUUUGAAGCCGCGCCAGCAUUGGAUGCACCCGGGCGACGAAUACGACUUUGCAAACGAAGUUGAGAAAGAUCGCAUAUUUGUUAUUGACGAAGCCGAUAACUACACCGAGAUCAAGACCUAUGAAAGAGCAGUCAACAGGUCACUGAAGCCAUUUAGCCAAGACCUGCGUGUACAUGGUUUUGACAUAUACUGGGAUCCGGCCGAUUCAAAUGACAUGACAUUCAUGCUUGUCAACCACCAGCUGGACCACGCAGCCGUUUCGAUAUUUUCGUACAGGCGUGGCUCCAAUUACAUGGUCCACGUUGAAACCGUCAGCUCAAGCUUGCUAAAGUCGCCCAAUAAUAUUGUGGCAAUGUCCAAGCGUGCGUUUUAUGCCACCAACGACAUGAAGUACACGGGCGGAAUUCUGCGAGCAGUUUCAAACAACCUGCGCUUGGCCAACGGCCAUGUGGUGUACCGAAACGAUUCGGGAAAAUUCAACAUUGGGCGGACAGACAAAAACCUGAUCUAUGUGGCCUCGUGCACCGAUCCGGGCAUCCAGAUCUACAGGAGCAAUGUCAACGGCAAUCUCGAGUACCAAGGUCGCACAUUAUUUUGGAACAGCAUCCCAGACAACAUCCAUGUCGACCACUCGACAGGCCAGCUGUACUGCACAGGCUUUCUCAAAGUGUCGCAGACACACAGGUAUUUUAAAAGCCCUUCGCUGAAUACUACCGCGACAGCAGGCACCAAGAUCCUGCGUUUGACGCCACGAGACGAUCCGCGCCAGGGAUUUGACACCGAAACACUGCUAAUUGACAGCGGGGUGUUGAUGCCGACUGCCACAAUCGCCGCACUCCAGCGCCGCAACCAGAUCCAGCGCCUGUUGAUCGGCUGUGCCGUGUGCAAUUUCUUGGUUGUGUGUGACAGCGCCAUCUAAAUAUUUCGAAGUUUCGUCCUUGAUCUUGCAC
This is a messenger RNA of Kickxella alabastrina, 1153 nucleotides long. RefSeq lists its product as uncharacterized. The record is from RefSeq and is a predicted model, not a curated record. NCBI's taxonomy places the organism in Eukaryota, Fungi, Kickxellomycota, Kickxellomycetes, Kickxellales, Kickxellaceae. The transcript has 5 exons. Bases 1 to 1122 code for a protein of 373 amino acids.